Messenger RNA from Suillus clintonianus, 2087 nucleotides. RefSeq names its product DUF747-domain-containing protein. Gene Ontology annotation, biological process: maintenance of protein localization in endoplasmic reticulum. The record is from RefSeq and is a predicted model, not a curated record. NCBI's taxonomy places the organism in Eukaryota, Fungi, Basidiomycota, Agaricomycetes, Boletales, Suillaceae. Bases 78 to 2006 code for a protein of 642 amino acids. Gene Ontology annotation, cellular component: endoplasmic reticulum membrane. The transcript has 7 exons.
CUUGUCAAGGCUUUGCCCUUACCAUGAACUUCAGGCUUGACUUCAGGUCUUCAUAGCAAUUAGAAUAAAUAUUCGUGAUGGCUACCUCUCCACGGCGCUCAAGAAGACGCUUCUCUUCUGCAUCUAUUGGUGCGACAUGGAAUACACAGUUUUCACCACUCUCCACACCAGUUUCGCGUGGUCGCCGAAGAAGAUCCUCAUCCAUCGACUUUGAUGAUGAUGUUAUUCACAGUUCAGACGUAAAAGAAGAGAAAACGAGACAUGCACCACUCGGUGACCAUGGUCUCGACUGCGAGAGGAUGCUUGAACCCGAACUCGAAGUUCAUCCAUUGACAUAUGCAUCACUCCCCCCAACUCCUAUCCUGCCGUCGCCGCCUGCCUCUCCACCUCCAAUAGUCAGAGAGCUGCCGCAAGACCAGCCUCUGUUUUCUCUAUGGGAUUACCUAUGGGAAGAACUUCUCGCGACUGACUUUGACUCGCACCAGGAGUUAAAGUGGGAGAGGGUGAGCAAUUUCUUGAGUAUUCCUCUAGCAAUGGAAAAGAUCAUUGGCUUUGGCUUCAUACUUUGUUUGGACUCAUUCCUCUAUACUUUUACGAUAUUACCCAUCAGAUUCGCACUGGCGACCAUCCGUUUUUUUCUCAAUUUUUUCAAAAUCUCCAAAUUGCCUCUCCCGCCAUCACAGAAAGCUGACAUUCUUCGAAUGAUGCUGGUUGUGGUCUCUAUCAUGGUAUUGAUUCCACUCACGGAUGCCAGUAAGAUCUAUCACUCCAUACGCGGACAAGACACUAUCAAACUAUAUGUAAUAUUCAAUGCAUUAGAGAUUGCUGACCGUUUGUGCGCUUCAAUAGGACAGGAUAUUCUUGACUGCCUAUUUUCCCGCUCGACGCUCGAGGUACUUUCCCGUCGAGUACCGGUUACGUCCAACACGCUUCGUCCAUUCGUGUUUUUCGGGCUAGCCACCCUCUACAUUGUUUCCCACGCAUUGGUGAUGAUUUACCAGCUCCUGGCUCUUAAUGUGGCCGUCAAUUCUUAUGACCACGCACUCCUGACUCUUCUCGUCUCGAAUCAAUUCGUCGAGAUUAAAGGAAGUGUUUUCAAGAAAUUUGAAAAAGACAACCUCUUUCAAAUCACAUGCGCGGAUAUCGUGGAACGAUUUACACUCUCACUCAUGCUUCUCAUUGUUGCAUUCCGCAAUUUAAUCGAGUUGAGUGGAUCUGAGUUUGAUUUUACGGGUGGAUUCGUCCUUCCGAUGAGCUUUGGCUGGUUCAUAGGCAACAACGUCCUAUGGACAAUAUCCUAUCCUGUGGUGACAGUAAUGGCAUCUGAGAUCCUCGUGGACUGGCUGAAACACGCAUUCAUCUCUAAGUUUAAUCACAUACGGCCAUCUGUAUAUGAACGAUACACCGAUGUGCUCUGUCGUGAUUUGGCUAGUGGCAGUGCUAUAGGACGCCUGGGUGCUCGAAAGCAUAGCUAUGUUGAUCAAUCGCCAUUAGUGGCCCGACGACUUGGCUUUGCCUCCCUUCCGCUUGCAGUUGUUGUUAUUCUAGUUGGCCUUCAGUCAUUGACUCUUGUCUUCUCUCUUCGUUUUGAAGACGAAUGGGGAUGGGAUGCUCUCAUGGAUAUGUCUAAUGCCGAAGUCGUACGCCUACUUAAGUGGGCGGUGAUGGGGGUGGCAUUUUGGUUAUGUUUUCUCGCCUUAAAGGUUCUCCUUGGUGUGAAUCUCAUCUCAUAUGCAACGCGUCGCCGAGCAGGCAUGGAGGCCCGCGCUGCUGCGGACACCGUCAACGACUUUGGACGAGAUCCUAUAGGAGAAGGUAAGGAGGAGCGUGAGUACAAUAAGCAGCUCAAGAAGAUGGUGGAUGAUUGGAGAGAUGAUGCCGUGCGAGUGGGUGAGAUGGGUGAGGGGCUUAUACGUGGCGGUAAUGGACAAGGCGGUGGUGGUGACAAGAAGCGGGUACCCCUUGAAGAGUUGACUCGAUUUACAAUGGUGAAGCGUAUUUGGUGAUAGGAGCUUGCAAUGUCGAAUGAUAAAAAUGGUCUUUCAACGUUUCUGCUGGAUAGUAAUAAAAUCGACUGCAUUACCAGC